Laccaria bicolor S238N-H82 is the source of this 2123-nucleotide messenger RNA. RefSeq lists its product as uncharacterized. Gene Ontology annotation, biological process: long-chain fatty acid metabolic process. Gene Ontology annotation, cellular component: endoplasmic reticulum; membrane. NCBI's taxonomy places the organism in Eukaryota, Fungi, Basidiomycota, Agaricomycetes, Agaricales, Hydnangiaceae. Gene Ontology annotation, molecular function: long-chain fatty acid-CoA ligase activity. The coding region runs from base 1 to 2025 and encodes 674 amino acids. The record is from RefSeq and is a predicted model, not a curated record. The transcript has 15 exons.
AUGCCCCUCAUCGCCGACAAAAUUGUGCCAUGGCCACAGGUCAAGCCGUACGAUAAACAGUCAGUUCCAGUGCCCGGAACAAAGCGACCGGGCCAAUCAGCUCAUUAUCGCAACGCUAUCUGGGGCUUAAUUGACGAACACACUCCCAACACGCUUGUAACUCUUGACCAGAUCUUCAAUGACGGUCUGAGAAUUGGAAAGGACCGCGACUUUUUGGGAUACCGUCCCAUCAUUUCGACCAAUCCCCUCAAGUUCGCUCCCGCCUACACUUGGUUAACGUACGGCGAGGUGGAUCUUAGGCGUCGGUACCUCGGAAGCGCAAUCCAUACUUUGUUCCAGAGGGGUGAAUUAGGGGGUGGAGAAUACGACACAAUAAUUGAUAUAGCCCUGCAAACGUACAACAAGGUUGGAGUCAGUUUAUAUGAUACACUUGGAAAGGAUUCCGUUGAAUACAUUAUUAACCAUGCUCAUCUUUCAAUCAUUUUCGCUACUUCGGAGCACAUUUCAACAAUAUUGAAACUUGCACCCAAGCUAUCUACCCUGAAGAUGAUCGUAUGCAUUGACAAGUUGCCCUUAGAGGCGGCGAAUCUUAUCCGUGAAUGGAGUCAAACACAUGGCUUGAAGUUUAAGGAGUUUUUAGAGCUCGAGGCUGAGGGCAAGGCUAACCUCUUGCAACCCAUUCCGGCCACUCCUAACACCGUCGCUUCAAUCUGUUACACGUCGGGUACAACCAACAAUCCAAAGGGUGUGGUUUUACUUCACAAGAACCUAGCAGUUGCUACCCAAUCCAACUUGUAUGGUAUGGAAUUACCAGAUCAUGCCAUCUUGUUGUCAUACCUCCCCCUUGCCCAUAUAUAUGAGCGUGUUUGUGAAUUGUGUACCAUCGCUGUCGGAGGAAGGAUUGGUUAUUUUACUGGAGAUCCUCUUCGUCUCUUAGAGGAUGCACAAAUUUUGAAACCGAACUUUUUCCCUUCGGUACCUCGUGUACUGAACAGGGUCUAUCAGGCGGCCAUGGUUGGGGGCAGCGCCCCUGGGUUAAAGGGUACUAUUUUCAAGAAGGCGCUACAGGCCAAGCUUGAAAGAUUGCACACGACUGGAGAGUCGAAACACGCAUUUUGGGACAGAGUAGUCUUCCGCAAAAUUCAAGCUGUUCUUGGUGGCCAAGUGCAGCUAGUCACCAGUGGCUCUGCGCCAAUUAGCUCGGAAGUCAUGGACUUCCUCAAGAUCGCCUUUUCGUGCGAGGUAGCUGAAGGUACAUAUGGUAUGACUGAGAACGCUGCUACCUGUUGUAAAUCUUGGCCCAACGACCCCACGGCAAGUGGGACCGUCGGACCUCCAGGGCCUGUCAAUGAGGUUAAGCUGCUCGAUGUCCCAGCUAUGGGUUAUACCUCGGACGACAAGCCUAAUCCACGUGGAGAGCUUUGUGUUCGUGGUGCAAACUGUUUUUCAACAUACUACAAAGACGAAAAGAAUACUAGAGAGACCGUUGAUGAGGAAGGUUGGGUUCACACCGGUGAUGUUGCCGAAAUUGAUCAACGCGGCCGUGUCAAAAUCAUUGACCGGGUCAAAAACAUAAUGAAACUUGCUCAAGGAGAAUACGUCGCACUCGAGAAAAUUGAGAACGUUUAUAGCAGCAAUCCCAUCGUUUCGCAGAUCUUUGUUCACGGCGACGGGCUACAGUCGUAUCUGGUUGCUGUGCUCAUUCCGGAUCCCAUACUCCUCUCCAACAUUGUUUCCACGUUUCAGGACAAGAGAGUGUCACCCGAAGAUGCAGCAGCCUUAGCAGCGGCCUGCAAAGAUGCACGUAUCUGCUCACACAUAUUGUCGGCAUUGACUAAGGAAGCUCAGCGGAAUGGCUUGAAAGGAUUCGAGGUGGUCAAGAGACUCCAUUUGAGCCUCGAUCCCUUUACCGUGGAGAACAACACACUGACGCCAACAAUGAAGAUCCGACGGAAGGAUGCGUACAACAAGUUCAAGGUUGAGCUUGACGGGUUAUAUAGUCUUGGGGAACCGUCUAAGUUGUAGGCAAGUUGUAGGGAUCAAACAUGACCAAUCAAUUUAAAUAGCACUUACCCCGUACUUAUUAGUCAAGAGUUGUAACUCAUGUCUACAGUGUUGUCCAC